Hevea brasiliensis (rubber tree) is the source of this 3499-nucleotide messenger RNA. Its product is annotated as histidine kinase CKI1-like. Gene Ontology annotation, biological process: phosphorylation; phosphorelay signal transduction system. Bases 1 to 3402 code for a protein of 1133 amino acids. The record is from RefSeq and is a predicted model, not a curated record. The transcript has 7 exons. Gene Ontology annotation, molecular function: phosphorelay sensor kinase activity. Lineage: Eukaryota; Viridiplantae; Streptophyta; Magnoliopsida; Malpighiales; Euphorbiaceae. Gene Ontology annotation, cellular component: nucleus.
AUGAAGCUCAGCUCCCUCAUUGCAUCGCGGCCUCUUUUCAUCUUCAUCCUUCUGGCAAUUGGAGUGUUGCUACUUCCAUGUGUAGUGAUCCCAAGUUGGUAUAAGAUCGUUCAACAUAUGAAGGAAAACGUUGAGUUCAAUGCUGACAUUUUUCGCUCUGGAUUGCUAUCUCAAAUUGACAGCACUGCUAAAUUGUUGCAUCCAAUUAAUUCUUCUGCAACGAAUUCAGCAAGAAUUUUGAGUUCAUCUCUCAAUGGAAGUGCUCCUUCUCAGUCUAACCUCCAAAAUAAGGUUGCUCCGAUGUUAUUUCAAACAUUUUCAGUAAUUCCUCGUGUAUCGCAGAUUUCAUAUAUUGGAUUGGAAGGUUCUUUUUUCGCUUACUAUCGUGACGGCAACCAGACUUUUGCAAUGUACUUUAACUCUUCAAGUUCCCUAAAUGAGCCAAUGAAAUACGCUUGGUAUAAGCAACCUGUAGACCCAGAUACAGGGAAACUAUAUGGAGACGCCAUUGAAUCCCGGUUUAACGUCUUGGCUAAUGGAAGCUGGAUUCAAGAAGCCUUGAAUAGUGCUAAUGGGUAUGCUUCGUUAGCAAAGGGAUGGAACAGUGCACAAGAUCUUCUAUUUCUUAAUUCUGUAAGCAUAAAUGGACAAGGGAUUAUCUCCUUGGGGUUUCCAGUUAAGGCAUUGAUCGGUUUCUUCAAGGGUGUUGAUCUUCAUGGCGGAAGCUUGUAUUUGGCUACACAACAUGGGGAAAUGCUUGCAGAUGGGUUACCAGGCACUCAAAUGGUGGUAUUUGGAAAAUCAGUUUCCUUCAACUUAAUGAAACCGAAUGGUGAUCAAAUAUAUAUUGGAGAUGUUACAUGCGUGCCCAACAAUAGCAUGCCAAGACCUUCGAUUUUGAACUUUGGGGAAACGAAGUAUAGGGUUUUCUGUUCUCCACUUGAAAUUGUGGGAGUGCAAUCGGUAUAUGCAUUGGCUUUCCCAUACUAUGGAUUUGUGAGUAACGUUAGCAGGAACACCAAAGUUGCUCUCAUUCUAUUGAUGGUAAUGAUCGCUGCAGUCUUCAUCUCUAUUCUCAGUUUCGUAUUGUUAAUGGUUAGGCCUGCAACUAGAGAUAUACGCUUGUGUUCAGCAUUGAUAAAACAAAUUGAAACAACUCAACAAGCAGAGAGAAAGAGUAUAAAUAAGAGUCUUGCUUUUGCUAGAGCUAGCCAUGAUAUUCGUGCUGCCCUAGCAGGAAUUACUGGGUUGAUAGAGAUAAGCUAUGAAGAAGUGUCUCCAGGUUCUGAAUUACAAACAAAUUUAUUGCAAAUGGAUGAUUGUGCAAAGGACCCAGUAGGUUUGUUGAAUUCUGUUCUUGAUACAAGCAAGAUGGAAUCUGGAAAGAUGCAGGUUGAAUCGGAAGAAUUUGAUUUGGCCCACCUUCUUGAAGAUGUAGUUGAUUUAUUUCAUCCAGUGGGUAUGAAGAAAGGUGUAGUUGUUGUGUUAGAUCCCUGUGAUGGAUCUGUUCUUAAAUUUUCUCAAGUAAAAGGCGACGGGGGAAAGCUGAAACAAGUCCUCUGUAAUUUACUGAGCAAUGCUGUCAAGUUUACUUCUGAAGGGCACAUAGUAGUUCGAGCAAAGGCACGAAAGCCUGGUUUAGAAAACAAAAUAAUUUAUUCCAAUCGGAACAAUUUGUGGAACCGUCUUUCUUGCUGGUUUACUGAUAAAAAAGAAGAUGACGAUGUGGAAGCCAUGAAUUCAGUGAAGCAAAAUCCCAACUGUGUGGAAUUUGUGUCUGAAGUGGAUGACACAGGUAAAGGAAUUCUCAAAGAGAAAGAAAAAUCUGUCUUUGAAAAUUUUGUUCAAGUCAAAGAAACUGCUCUCGGGGAAGGAGGGACUGGCUUAGGACCUGGAAUUGUUCAGUCUUUGGUACAUUUGAUGGGUGGAGAGAUAAAAAUUGUGGAAAAAGAGAACAGAGAGAAGGGAACUUGCUUCAGGUUCAAUAGUUUCCUUGUUGCAUUAGCUGAGACUCCUUCAACUAGUAAUACAAUGGCGGGCGACAAUGAAAUGGGAUCCUAUAACACACAUCAAAACACAGUUUCUACUCCGAGGCUUAACAUCCGUGACCCCAGUCCUCCGCUGUCCAAACUUGGUUCUAGUCCCAAGUUUGAAGGAUCCCAUGUUGUUCUCUUGAUUCAAAAUGUUGAACGGUGUAGAAUCGUACAUAGAUUUAUGAAGAGCUUGGGGAUAAAGGUCUCGGUUGUGAGCAAAUGGGAACGCCUUUAUUCUACACUAGCAAAGAUAAAAUCCAAGCACAAUGUUUCACCUUACAGCUCUUCUGGAAGAUCAGAAUUUGGCUCAAGGAGUGAAAUUUCUAGCAGCAGAUCCAAAGAUGUUCCUUUAUAUGCCUUGGAUGGGAUUGAACAAAGACUACCUUCUCAUAGAAGGUUUUUGCUGCUUGUGAUUGAUGCUAGUGCUGGACCAUUUCAAGAACUUCAUGGCGCUGUAACUGAAUUUAGAAGAGGCCUUCGCCAAGCUUGUUGCAAGGUUGUUUGGUUAGAUAAACCGCCUUCUCGUAGCAUCAAUCCUAGAAGCCUUGAAGAGCACAUGAUCCAUCCAGACGAUGAUAUUUUGCGGAAACCGUUUCAUGGCUCUCGCUUGUAUCUAGUAAUUAAACUUCUACCAGAAUUUGGGGGUACCUUGCACCAUGGAGUUCCAUCAGCAAAACCCAAGAAAGAAUGUGCAUUUCGAAAAGGAAAAGCUGUCAAAGAUCCUGGAACAGCAUCUGUAAUGCAUUCACAUAGCCGACAAAGAUCAGCAACUCCUCAAUCUUAUGCACACUCGCUUCGCGAUGGGGACCUAGUAACAAAAAGCAGCUCAAGGAGUGGAAAACACGGGAAAUCAAAACAUUAUCCAGCUAGAAGACAUUCAGUUGGGCCCUCCGAGAUAGAAGAAGAGGAAGAGGAACUAAUAUCACAUGGUAACCAAAGCAGUGACAAACCUUUGCGUGGGAUGAGAUUUUUGGUUGCUGAAGAUAAUCCGUUUUUAUGCAAGAUAGCCAUGAUUAAUCUUUUGCGACUCGGUGCAUCUGUUGAGCUUUGUCACAAUGGAGAGGAAGCUCUACAAUUAGUCCGGCUUGGUCUACAAGACCCAAGGAAACAAGAAGCUUCCCCAAUUUCCCCAUAUGAUUAUAUAUUAAUGGACUGUGAGAUGCCAAUAAUGAAUGGGUAUGAAGCAACAAGACAGAUAAGGGAGGAGGAGAGAUCUUUUGACAUUCACAUACCCAUUAUAGCAUUAACAGCACACGCUUCAGGUGAUGAAGAGGAGAAGAUGAGGAAAGCAGGAAUGGAUCACCAUAUGCGCAAACCACUAGAAAGAGAACUCUUGCUGGAAGCCAUUAGACACAUUUAUUACAGAUGAAGGUAUCAGAUGGUGCAUCUCAAAUCUCAUUUCUCCUUAACGUUUCUCUUUAUGCAUGCAAUAGUUGUACAUCAUACGCAGGUACAAUAGUAUAUGC